Messenger RNA from Urocitellus parryii (Arctic ground squirrel), 938 nucleotides. RefSeq names its product lens epithelial protein (gene Lenep). Gene Ontology annotation, biological process: multicellular organism development. NCBI's taxonomy places the organism in Eukaryota, Metazoa, Chordata, Mammalia, Rodentia, Sciuridae. The record is from RefSeq and is a predicted model, not a curated record.
GAACCAGGGGUAGGAUGGAACAGACGGAAGGGAGCACUCCUGGAUGAUUCUCAACGCCAGCCUCAUCCAGAGCCCACCAAGGUGGGAGGAGUUGUGCCGACCACAGAGAAAGGGGCCACCAGACAGGCCCACCCAAGCUGGAGGAAGGGACGCUGAGCUGGCCUGGCUGUGGAGAUGGAGUGCCCAGGCCCUCCCCCACUAACCCCACCCCAUCCCUGUCCAGAGGGGCUGACUCAGCCUUUUCCCAGGCCCAGAAUGUUCCUUUGCUAGACCCUGGGGCCUUUGUGUCUAGUCAUGAGGCCUGAAGGGGGUGGGGACAGUUGAUAAAAGGCACCAAAGGCAGCUCCCACACCCUUCCUCAGCACCGCUGCCCACAUGCAGCCCCGGACACAGCCCCUAACCCAGGCCUUACCCUUCUCCCUUGGAGGGGUCCUGCGAGACGCUGGGCUCCGUGUGCCUGUCAUUAAGAUGGGCACAGGGUGGGAGGGCCUGCAGCAAACCCUGAAGGAAGUGGCCUACAUACUGCUCUGCUGCUGGUGUAUCAAGGAGCUGCUGGACUGAUGACGCCAGGGAGCAGCGUCCUCUACCGCUGACAGCAUGGCUGGCACCGCUCAGCCCCAUCAAGACUCCUGGGGCCAGCUGUGCCUGACCAAGGACAGGUGGGCCACAAACGACGACUGAAGAGUGAAGUGUGGAUCCUGCUUUGAGCUGUGCCAUCUGCCAGACUAGCCUCGUCUCCGGACCUCAGUCCCCAGCCUCUGCCUCUGUCGAACCUCUGGUGAGCGGGAGUCUGGCCUGCUGGCCAGCACUCCAGUAAGACUACCGCAGGACCUGGCACACCUCUACGCCUGGCACAGUGAGCCCGCCAGCCCCGAUGGUGAUCUCACCGUGCUCUUAGUACCAGGCAUGGGCUGUGCCCUAAGAUCUCUGUUUGAGAA